AUGAAUGUAAAACAAGAAAAAUGGGACUUUCCACCCCUACAAGCCAAGCACAAGGUUGAAUAUUGGAAAGAUAAGGAAGUGCCUGGACUGGUGUAUAAAACAAAUAAAUGGAACGAACAAAAGGAAAAGGAAAGGAACCCGGAAAACCCAAGGAACCAGGAAUAUUUUGAAACUGAUAAAAAUGAAGAAGAACUAAUGAAUAGGAACGGGAAUACUGUCGGAAAGAAGAAAGAAGAAAAACAGAAAUCAAGAAGGCCCUUACCGAAAUACUUUCGAACCACUCCUGCAGCAAGAGGGGACUUGGUUAGGAGGAGUGGUGGUGUGCGUGUGGGUAGCGAGAGUAGAGUACGGAAAUCCGAGAAGAGGAAGGAAAGGAAAAGAGCGAAAAAAGAAAUAGAAAGUUGGUGCUGGGAGGAAGACAAAGUGCAAUCCUUUAAAGAUAAGACAGGUGACAGAGUAUUCGAACAGGAAGGAGUAGAAGAGAGUUGGAUUGAAUUAGGAGAAGGAAUACGAGAGUGUGCAGUAAGGAGAAAGAGGAAGAUCAAAGAAAGAAAGAUAGAAUAUAAACUCCGGUGGGAUAAAGAGUGUGGACAAAGAAAAAGGAAACUGAAAAGACUGUACAGGAAAUGGAAGGCAGGAAAGGUGGAAAGGGAAGAAUACGUGAAAGGCAGAACGGAGUUAAGGAAAUUAUAUGAGGAGAAAGAAAAGAGGAAAAAAGAAGAAGAAUUAGAAGAGAUCAAAGGGGCAAAAACGGAGGCGCAAAUAUGGAAGUACAUAAACAAAGAGCGGAAAAAGAGAAUCAUGAUAGAAAAGAGCAUCAGAAUAGAGGAAUGGGCAGAACAUUUCAGAAACCUAUUGGGGGGAAGUCAGGAAAAAGUGACUGAAGUAAGAAGGCAAAGAGGGAGUGAAGGAGAUGGAGAGGAAGAGCUGUCUCAUAGAGAAAUAGAGGAGCAGAUACCUAGAAGUUGA
This is a messenger RNA of Hylaeus anthracinus, 969 nucleotides long. RefSeq lists its product as uncharacterized. The record is from RefSeq and is a predicted model, not a curated record. Bases 1 to 969 code for a protein of 322 amino acids. Lineage: Eukaryota; Metazoa; Arthropoda; Insecta; Hymenoptera; Colletidae. The transcript has 2 exons.